Molecule: messenger RNA, 627 nt
Organism: Peniophora sp. CBMAI 1063
Lineage: Eukaryota; Fungi; Basidiomycota; Agaricomycetes; Russulales; Peniophoraceae
Source: the annotation of a GenBank genome assembly
AUGGACAAUUCACACAAGCGGGCGUUGUCGACCGGCGACGGACUUAGUAGUGGGGGAACUACGACCAUGCUGCUCGGAUUUCUCAUAGUCUUCAUCUCUCUUUUUGUCGUUCUGGUUAUUGGUGGUAUUGCAUUCCACCAAAUAUACCGUCGGAGGAGGGAUGUGCGACUAGUAGCGCCUUCGCAACAGGCAUUGCGCAAUAGUAAGGGGGAGUUGAAGGUUCCGCGGCUGGCGGACAUCGUAGUGGAGGAGAAGGGUGCGGAGAUUGUAAAGGGGAGGCUAGACGACGACUUCCAGCCGUUGUCAGUAGCCAAGGUGCACGACUUUGACGCCGACGCACACGAGGCUGCGGCUUCUCCAGCGAACAAACCUCGGUUUCUACCCACUACUUUUCGCAGGUCAUCGUCAUCAUCAUCCCGGCCACACGCCGACACAUCAACAGCCAGUGAGAUGGCCCAGGUGUCAUUUAUCAUCACCAUGCCUUCACCAUCGCACAGCCAGGAUGCAUCACGCAGACCAUCGAUCACGAGCGAAUCCAGCUCAUCUUCGGAUGCGAGCAGUUGGCAGAAUCGCGAGUACGCUAUCGGAACAUGUACAGCCGUCAUUCCUCGCUCAAGCGUUUCAUGA